This is a messenger RNA of Nilaparvata lugens (brown planthopper), 641 nucleotides long. RefSeq names its product nitric oxide synthase-like. Gene Ontology annotation, molecular function: nitric-oxide synthase activity. Bases 171 to 641 code for a protein of 156 amino acids. NCBI's taxonomy places the organism in Eukaryota, Metazoa, Arthropoda, Insecta, Hemiptera, Delphacidae. Gene Ontology annotation, biological process: nitric oxide biosynthetic process. The transcript is spliced from 4 exons. The record is from RefSeq and is a predicted model, not a curated record.
UGGCGGAGAGCGUCGAAGGCGUCAGAGACGCGAAAAGUUGUGACUACCGGAUUGAGCGCGCGGCGUUUCAACAGUCAGUUACCCUUGUUUGGUCGAGUGCUAAGCACGUUCGGCUAAGUUGGAAGUUGGCUAAGCACGCUCGGCUAAGUACGAAGCAGUCGUCGACUGGAAUGGCUCGCCACGGGGCCGCCGACAUGACGUCGCUCCCCGCCAAACCCAUCAAGCUGAAGAACAUCGCCACGCGAAUGGAAACUUAUGACGCGCUGCAUGGAAUCGCUACUCAGGACACAACAUGUUCACAGCAAGCAUGCCUCGCGAGUGUGAUGAACACACAGAUCCUGCGCAGUGGAACUCCACGGGCCAAAGACGAAAUCCUUCGACAUGCCAAAGACUUUCUCGAACAGUAUUUCGGAUCUGUGAGAAGAUCGAUCAGUACAAGCAUGGAGACUCGAUGGGCGCAAGUGCAAAGCGAGGUAGAGACGACUGGCACCUACCAGCUAACUGAGACAGAACUCGUCUAUGGGGCAAAACUGGCAUGGAGGAAUUCGGCAAGGUGUAUUGGACGCAUCCAGUGGUCAAAAUUACAGGUGAAUUAUACCAAAGUAGAAUUACAGAGGAGUAGAAAAUCAUCGUGCAAAUAG